Messenger RNA from Chara braunii, 1745 nucleotides. Lineage: Eukaryota; Viridiplantae; Streptophyta; Charophyceae; Charales; Characeae. The record is from the annotation of a GenBank genome assembly.
UCGCGUCUCUCCGACGCGAUUGAUAACGAGCGCGCCAUUUUCUUUCCACGUUCGCGCGCACAGGUUUCCUGUUGAUGUUGAUCAUGGCACCGAUUGCUGAGCACAUGCGUCAGUCUAUUCUGACCCGGUGGGUGCCUCGUUUGUUCGGACCUGGGGAAGUGCCUUAUGCGGUGGGAGCAAGUAGCUCCUUGACUAAGCCGCGUACACGUGCCCAGAUCGAGGCGCGAAGAAGUGAACUGGGAGAGCUCCUCUCCCAACUGCUGGUGGACAUGGAGUUUGCUGUCCCUGCUGCAAGAGAACACAUCCGGGGUAAAUUUGACCUUGAUGCGAUCUCUGAUCGUUUGGCCAAAGCUAUCACGGGUGUGGAGAUGAUAGCAGCAGCGACUGAAAUCCAGAAGGUUAUUCGCCACCUUGUCAAGGGAAAAACCCCUGUGGUUGAAAAUGAUGAAGAGAAAGAAGAUAAAGAAAGAAAAGCGGACGUCAAGCUCGAGAAGUUGCUUCUUGGUGGAAUGAAAAACGGCGACACAACGAAGAAGGAAACGGUAAAAGAAACCGAGAAGCAACCAGAAGAGAAGAAACCCGAAGAGAAGAAACCUGAGGGGAAUGGCAAUGGAGAUGAGAAUGAGAACGGGAAUGGCAAUGGGAAUGGUGGUCCCUCCGGUCCCACUCCCUCUCCCAAGGACAAUGCCAAACCUGCAGAUCCGACUAAGCCAAAGAAAAAGGAAAAGGUGAAGAUGAAAUUGCCUUUUACUUUUUCUAACAAGAAAGAAGAAAGCCUUCCUCUUUGGAUCGCUGAGAUCCAAACCUACGUUGGGACUGCCCCGGUAGAAGAAGAGUCGCAAGUUGCGUUCACCACUUCUUGUAUGGGGGGAGAGGUGAAACAAUGGGUUCUGGCGGAAGCUAAUGCCGCGGGGUUUGACGAUAUAGGUGAUUGGGCGAAGACUAUGACGUUGAAGCAGUUCCUUGCAAAAGUCAAGGACCGCUUUCUGGACAAGACUACGGCCGAUAAGGCCUUCGACCAACUCACCAUGAUAGGACAGAAGUCCUGGUCAUCAGUUGAGUCAUUGUCUCGUGAGGUUGACCGACUGUUGCAGGUUCUCGGUCUUAACCUGCAGGACUCUCAGGUUCUUUACAUUUACUCGCGUGCAUUGCCCGAAUCGAUCCGAGGGCACUUGGUCGCCGAGGCCAAGUCCGGUAAGUAUAGUUACCGUCAGUUCCGCGACCUGGCGUUGCAGCGGGAACAAAUAACUUCGCAAGUCAAAGGUUCCUAUGCUGCUGCCGUAAAGAAUGGAGGAGGAAGCAGUCGGGGAGGCUACGACAAGCGGGUCAUAUGGCGUCAAAAGCGCCAAGACCACACCCUCGUCGUAUUCGACGACGAUACAAUGGAGAAAUGGCCAUUGGAGAACGAGGGUGUUGGUGACAGCAGCAGUGACCCUGGAAAGGGGGAGAUUACCGCUGCGACGGUCAACAAGGGAGGACCGUCAUCGAACACUCGACCGAAGGGAAGACCACGCUCCUUCCCAUACCAUCCUGGGAUUGCGGUCGGCAGACCGUGGCUGAAGAUGGGAUUAACCCGGGAGGUGUGGCAAGAUAGAAUGGAUAAUGCGCAGUGCCUCAAGUGUGGCACUGCGGGGCAUGUCAUUGCCUUUUGUCCGUUGAUUAGGAACUCAAAAGGGAGCAGCCAGUAGGAAUAACUUCUGUUCCUACAGAGUCGGAGGGUGUGAUCACAUGCGAGGCGCAUACGA